AGCUCGACUCCCGGCGCUCUGCACACACUCCCAACAGCAUCUGAACGGACACACGGACCAGACUCAGAGACAAAACACCGGCUCUUUUCAUUUUUGUUUAUUUUUACCAAGUCUUCUCACUCCGGGAUCUUAAGCGACUCGGUUCCUGUGUGCUGUGCGGUUCUCGAGCCAAUAAGGAAUGCCCAGAGAGCUCACCCAGAACAGGAUCCAAAAGAUCUGGGUUCCCACCAAGGAUGACAGGCGGAGAGCAUCUGGCGCCCCUCACUCCGCCAACCCCCCCACCGUCAUCGUGAUGGUGGGUCUGCCGGCGAGAGGCAAGACGUACAUGUCCAAGAAACUCACCCGCUACCUCAACUGGAUCGGCAUGCCCACCAAAGUUUUCAACGUAGGAGAGUACCGCAGGGAGGCGGUCAAGAACUACAGCUCCUAUGACUUCUUCAAGCCUGAUAAUGAAUGUGCUGUGAAGAUCAGGCAGCAGUGUGCCUUAGCAGCCCUGAGGGAUGUCAAGUCCUAUUUGAAGGAUGAAGGAGGCCAAGUAGCGGUCUUUGACGCCACCAACACGACAAGAGAGAGACGAGACAUGAUCCUCAAGUUUGGCAGUGAGAACGACUUCAAGGUCUUCUUCAUUGAGUCUGUGUGCGAUGAUCCCAACGUUAUCGCUUCGAACAUCAUGGAAGUGAAGGUGUCCUGUCCGGACUACCGCGACUGCAACAAGACCGAUGCCAUGCUGGAUUUCCAGAGGAGAAUUGAAUGUUACAAAACCAGCUACCAACCUCUGGACCCUGAUCACUAUGACAGGGACCUCUCCUUCAUCAAAGUCAUAGAUGUGGGUCGCCGUUUUCUCGUCAACCGCAACCAGGAUCACAUUCAGAGUAAGAUCGUGUACUACCUGAUGAACAUCCAUGUCCAGCCGCGAACCAUCUACCUGUGCCGACACGGAGAGAGCACCGACAACCUGGAGGGACGGCUGGGGGGCGACGCUGGCCUGUCGUCGAGGGGCAAACAGUUUUCAGCUGCCCUGGCUCGGUUUGUGGAGGAGCAGCAGCUGAAGAAUCUGAAGGUGUGGACCAGCCAGCUGUGCCGCAGCAUCCAGACCGCCGAGCACCUGGGAGUCCCGUACGAACAGUGGAAGGCUCUUAAUGAGAUCGAUGCUGGAUUGUGUGAGGAGAUGACGUAUGACGAAAUAAAGGAGAAAUUCCCAGAAGAGUUUGCUCUGAGAGAUGAAGAUAAAUACUACUACCGCUACCCUGCUGGAGAGUCUUAUCAGGACCUGGUGCAGCGAGUGGAGCCGGUCAUCAUGGAGCUGGAGAGGCAGGAGAAUGUCCUGGUUAUCUGCCACCAGGCCGUCAUGCGCUGCCUGCUGGCUUACUUCCUGGAUAAGAGUGCAGAUGAGAUGGCCUAUCUGAAGUGUCCCCUCCACACGGUGCUGAAGCUCACCCCGGUCGCCUAUGGGUGCAAAGUGGAGUCAAUCUCUCUGAAUGUGGAGGCAGUAAACACCCACAGGGAAAGACCGGAGGAGGUUAAGCGGGGUCCUGGCACCUUGAUCAGGAGGAACAGCGUUACUCCUCUGACCAGCCCCGAGUCAAACAUCAAGAAACCUCGCAUUGAUGAUCUGGACGAGGCUCCGAUCCAGGAGCUGCCCCCCUCUGUGGCCUCACUGGCCCUCUGCAGCCCCUCUCAUCUCCCUCUUGCUCUGGCUGGACAGCAUUGGCUGGGCAAAGUUUGCCUGACCUGAGGAGAAGCUCAUCCGGCUGCCACGACUUCCUGCAGCCCUGCCAGUGACUGUGCGCCGACUGACGAAAACUCGCUGAAAACAACAUGAAACAACUAGGAAUAGUAAAAAUGAAGAGUUACUUUCCUAAAAGCAACAUAAUUCUGUCAGUAAAAUGUUAACAAACAUCAUUUUGUCAGCCAAGGAAACCAGUUGUGGGAUCUUUAUUGUUGGGGAUAAAAGGGUUGUGGUUCUUUAACCGUUUAAUCAAAGCAAGACUCUUAAAUUCUCUCUUUCUUGCUGUUGAGACAGAUGAAUCUGAGGUUUUUGGUUAACGUUUAGACAUUCUUGUGUCUAAAAUGUUCAGAUGGAAAGAGGCAAACUGUGACUCCUUUAAAUCAACAGUCACUCUUGUUAGACCUCAGAGGACUCUCUUGGAAGCUAAUCGCAUGUGGUUUAUACUUUUAGAGAGACCAAAGACAAAUUAUCAUACCCAAACCUUCAGCUAAUCCUUCUUUCCAACCAUGCACUCAUGGUUGUCUUAAGUAAUGAAAGGAUAUCAUAUUUAGUUUACAUUGUAAACUUUUCUGCCACUUCCUUGGAAGCACUGGUGUUUUUUUUCAUGUAUUCACGUGUUUAUCAAAAAGCGUCAUGAUUUAAUUGACUCCUUUGAAUGCUGACACGCAACAAAAUAAGCGAUAUUUUGCACAGCGGUGAUACGUUUUUGCUUUUUGUUUGGUUUAUUUGUCACUCUGUUGUGUCUCAUGUUACUUCCCGGUAGUGGAGGUGGUUUUUGCCCUAGAGUGCCUGUAGUGCUUGUUUCGCAAGCCUGACGCCGCUUCUCUCGCUGAUUUCUCUGGACUCGAUUGCUUGAGGAGAGGCAACACAUUUCACCUAAUAACUCCACAUAUCAUUUCAAUAUCGUCACAGUUAGACUAUUUAUUUUUGACUUUGUUUAGUUUCAGUGCCACAGUGCACGUGUUUCACUCUACUGAUGGGAAACUCAAGUUUAUUUUUCUUUUGCUGUCGUUGUCGGCUACGCACAAAUAUAGCACCUCUAUUUUUGUUAUAACACAAGGCGUGCUGUUAAUAAUAUCUUUGUAAAUGUUAGUGUACAUAUGGUAUAACUGGCCAUGGAUGGGAGAUGACUGGAACACUCACGGGAGUCUUUUUAAAUGUGUGUAACUCUUUUGUUUGUUUGUUAAUGUACUAUUGUGUUGGGACUGAAUGGAAGGCACGGCGUGUUGAGAAAGAAGCAGAAGCUUACUUAUCUCAGUCAAAAAUUUUAACAUGUUUGUUUGAGAUACUUGAAAUUUGUUUUUUGUAAAAACUGAUUUAUUAUAUUCUUUAUUUAUUUUUAUGUAGUUUCAAAUGACCGCUUGAUGGGAGAGGCACCUUUGUUUUGAUCUGAGCACUGUGCAUGAGAAUACGUUGUACAGUUGAUUUUUGCAUCUGCUGGACCAAUAAAUUCACUGCGGGGAGAACGUA
Stegastes partitus (bicolor damselfish) is the source of this 3199-nucleotide messenger RNA. It is a transcript of the gene pfkfb3, whose product is annotated as 6-phosphofructo-2-kinase/fructose-2,6-biphosphatase 3. The record is from RefSeq and is a predicted model, not a curated record. Gene Ontology annotation, molecular function: ATP binding; 6-phosphofructo-2-kinase activity; fructose-2,6-bisphosphate 2-phosphatase activity. The transcript has 15 exons. NCBI's taxonomy places the organism in Eukaryota, Metazoa, Chordata, Actinopteri, Pomacentridae. Bases 179 to 1735 code for a protein of 518 amino acids. Gene Ontology annotation, biological process: fructose metabolic process; fructose 2,6-bisphosphate metabolic process. Gene Ontology annotation, cellular component: cytosol.